ACCUAUCUUGGCUAUGCGCUUAAGUGCCCUCACUCUCCGCUAAUGAUGCCAGGGCCUCUCCCCCAUCUGCCUGGUCCACACGCACGCGCGCGGGGCUGUUGUCUCCUUUACCCUCCUUCCCUUGCGCGUUGGUUGCUGCCAACGUUGGGUUAGCUCUAUCCAUCGCUGAAUGCCAAACAGACAUAGCACCAUCCAGCUGUAGUACGUGCUACGCCGGCUAGUCGAUACGCGCCACAUCUUCGAGGGCAAGGCAAACCCCAACGUCCUCGGUCUCCUUCGUCACUGGUUUCGAAUUGUUGUAGAUUGGACGGACACCCCGAGGCGGCCAGUGAACGAACAACUGAAGAGCAAGCUAGCCAACAAGUAAUUGUCGAGCGAACACCUAAAAAGCUCGUCAUUUCUUUGAGUCAUGUAAACGAUGGACAUUCGAUUCGAAUCACUUCCCUAAUGGCAGGCGGUUUGCUACGUGCAGCAAGCUGCACAGCGUGCGUUUGACAGCGAAACGCUACGGCCUGUGGUGGGCGCGAGGAUCGCAAUCGUGAGAGAUGGCUCGCAAGGCAUCAGGCCUCCGCGUGCAACCGUUAGUGACCUCCUAGGAGGCCUGGUCGUUAGGUCACCGUCCCAACCCACUGCCUACUCUAGGUGCGUGCGUGUGUGCUUAUGUAUGUACAUGUACCUGUCUGACCGUCUGUCUGUUUCCGUGUAGCGGUGCGUGUGAGAACAAAUUCAUCGUACAACUCCCUGUGGGAGCUGUGCAAGAAUAAGUUCCCUAGCUGCCCCAAGAGUAGUUGUAUCGGUCCAUUCGUGCGAAUACGCCGAUGCGCCGGACCGCUGCUGCAUCGACUGAAUGUUGCAUCGCCCCCGACAUAUCCCCAGGAGCCGGCGACUUACUCCCACUAUUACGAAUUGCUUCUGCCAUCGCAAUUAUCUGCUGUAUAGACAAACGGCCGUUAUUCGGCAGGUUAACAGCGGCAGGUUCUGUAAGGACCUGUUUGAUGACGAGAUCCUCGUCGUCGCUAUCGUGUCCUGUUGGAUACGACGGGUGACUGAGGGCCAAGAAAAAAUAGAAAAAGACGAAAUCAUUCGACGUGCUACGGCAGUCACGUAGGCGAGGUCUUUUAUACAUUAACAAUAGCUGAUAAAAGUUUACCACUGAGAGGAUGGGUGGAACGCUUGGCGUAGCUGGAUCAUCCUAUACACGGACGACCCUUAUAUCGUCUCAUGAACUGAAGACCUUCAAAAAGAAGAAGCGUAGAGGGCAGGAUCUCUUCGACGUGAUGGGGAAACCAUGCUGGUCAGGUACCCCACCACCGGAGAUCCGCAUUAUUGAGCCUCCUUGGGGAGAAGACGAAGCCUACAACGAUGCUUUUACUGGUCAGGAUCAGGCGUGGGUAACACUCGCUACCAACGAUACGUAUGGAAUCGGUGCACUGGUGCUUAGUGCUUCGUUACGGAAGGCCGGAACAUGCCGCCAGUUGGCGAUCCUGAUCACGUCGCAUGUGACUACCCCCAUGCGUCGAUUGCUCGAGCAAUCUUUCGACCUCGUCAAAGAAGUCAAUCUGUUAGACUCGAAUGACGCCGCCCAUUUAGCGGUCCUCAAACGACCUGAGCUUGGCAUUACUUUCACUAAAAUCCAUUGUUGGACGCUUACUCAAUACACAAAAUGUGUCUUUUUGGAUGCCGACACGCUUGUGCUGAAAAACUGCGAUGAAUUAUUCCAACGUGAAGAGCUGAGUGCGGUUCCCGAUGUGGGAUGGCCUGAUUGCUUCAACUCUGGUGUGUUUGUGUUUGUUCCUUCAGUGAAGACCUUUGAAGAACUCGUCGCGCUUGCAGAUCGCGAAGGCAGUUACGACGGAGGUGACCAGGGCCUACUCAACAGCUAUUUCAGUGACUGGGCUACCAAAGACAUCGCACGACACCUAUCAUUUAUCUACAACAUGAAUUCAAGCGUCUUUUAUUCAUAUCUUCCUGCGUUCCUGAAAUUCGGACACACAGUCAAGAUUGUCCAUUUCUUGGGUGCGCGUAAGCCGUGGCAUUACAGUUACAAUCUUCUAACAAACUACGUAGAUUGCGGCGAUAUAAAUUAUCAAGAACACUUGCGAGUGUGGUGGAACCUUUUCAUGAGUCACGUUCAACCAAGACUUACGCCCAACUGUGCUGGGCUCGCUGGCGAGAUGUCCAAACUAAGCAUCAGGAGCGCUGAGGAGUUGCGUAACUAUCCCGUAGAGCAAAUACUUGGGCCAGAAGCACGGCAAUUCGCGUGGGAACGUGGUCAGAUAGACUACCUAGGUGCGGACGCCUUCGCCAACAUCCAGAAGAAGCUCGACGCCGCCAUGGAACCAUCGGCGCUGUCGCGGCUCAAACCAGUGGCGCUCUCUUCGCUUAUGGAGACGACGGCAGACGAAGACGACGAUAAAAGGCCAUUGGUGGCGCCUUCACAGACUCCCGACAGCGGCUCCCGAGUCCGCCCACAAUCAUCACAACCCCACGACCAUGAGCAACAUUUCCACAUUCCCGCUUUUACAUUGUCACGUCCCUUAAUCAGUAUUUCCGCUGCUGCUACUACUGCUACUACUGCUACUACUGCUACUGCUACUGCUAGCAAUAUUCGGCCAGCACAUGCGCUGUCCCCAGUACCUCACUCACUGUCAACAACAGCCUCUGUUCAAUCCCUAACGCAACCUUUUCCUUUCCUGCCUGGAGUUUCUCCGUAUCAUCAUCAUUUACAAAUUUUGCCAUUUCCUUUUGGCUUGGCUAUGGCUGUACCCACACCUCCAAGGGCAACUAGCUCAUUGCCAAGUAGACCAUCGCCAACCCCAUUUCCUUUUCCCAUGCGGACGAACACCGCUGGCUUACUGAACGUACCCCAGCAACCUCCAUUAACGCUUGGCCCCGAUAACCUUUCGAUCAGUACCACUAAUUCUAGCUUCAAUGAGAUUGACCCAGAUCGGAGUCGAAGCAGCGCCAGCAGCCUAACAUCCCUUCCGAAGAUCGACGAAGUGAUUGAAGACGUCGACCCUAACUCGGUUGUUGUUCCCUUCCGUACGUUCGUCGAUGCCGCGGUCAACACCGACCUAACGCUUACCGAUAUCCUCUACACGAGUAGAGAUGACCUCGUAGGGGGCACGGUGAGAAAAGCCUUUCCUGAGGAUUUAUUUUUGCUGUCGCCAACGUCGCUCGGUGGAAGAUCUCGUCAUAAACAAAAGCAAGCUUUGUUAGCUAGACCGAGCGAAGGGACAAUUGAUGCGCGCCUGGAUGUCGUCGAGACCCCGUCACGGAGUAAGGCCAGCGACUCGAAAGAGACCAGUAAUACCGAGGACCGUCAAGAGCAGAGUGAGGACUCCCAGAACGCGAUCGUCACGGACGGCCGCGAAGAUCCAGCUAAGAAACCUGAUGGAGGCUACUGUAGCAUGACGUAACGGCGGUCCACCCCGGAGUCCACCCCACUCCCCAACGCCGGCGAACUUUAAUCCAUACGCUCGUUUUCACCAGAGAUUUGGCUCUCCUUCAAUAAAAAAAAGAUAGACAAGCUGAGCAUGCACAUUUUUAAGCAAAAGAAGUGCUAGUCCAAGCGGUGAUACCAAUUUAGCAUUCCAAGGCAGUUGAUGCGGUUCCGUCAAGAUGAGGCGCAAGCUAUUUCCGUAUGUAUUCCGUGUCCAAUGUACACAGACGUCUCGUGCAGACACGCUCGUAUUAAACUCCUAAAACUGCCACCUAGUCUAUCUGAUAAAUUAUCACAAUCGUCGUACUAUGUGAUUUGAUCUUCAAUGACUCGCGCUUCCUUUUGUUUCCUUACCCUUCAUUAAAACUCUGUAGAAUUAUCCUCUGUUUGCUGUUGCGGAUCCUGCUGCUGUACAAUUCUGCUGAGCGUCUUUGCAAAAACGCUGUUCUCCUAAAGACAAGCGAUGCUGAUCUCUUCGAACUCGUUGCAUUUUGUAUAUUCGAAAAAAAAAUAAUGGCCAUGCAUAAGGGGUGGGGGGCACAUGACUAUCGAGUCUUUGAGGUCGCUGUGGCAGAACAUUCCAGCGCAGUCGUGCGUUCAUAGCUGUUUCUUGAGCUAUGUUUGUAAUCGAUUGCGGAAGGAUGAGUAACAUGUACGAUUUACCUCUAACAUCACAUGACAACCAUACAUACAUAGUUUUUACUUUACUACAGAGUGUGCGAUGUGGGGUUCUCAGGCCUGGAUGGUGUGGCCUGGACCUAACCUGGAUGAUGUUGCUGGUCGUUGUUAUUAUUGUUGUUGUCAUUGUUGUUGUUGGUGGUGGUGUUGAUGAUGAUGAUGAUGAUGAU
This is a messenger RNA of Varroa destructor (honeybee mite), 4290 nucleotides long. RefSeq names its product glycogenin 1 (gene Gyg). NCBI's taxonomy places the organism in Eukaryota, Metazoa, Arthropoda, Arachnida, Mesostigmata, Varroidae. Gene Ontology annotation, molecular function: glycosyltransferase activity. The record is from RefSeq and is a predicted model, not a curated record.